ACUGUCCAACUUUUAUUUCACAGCCACGAAGGCAGUGUGGACUACGUCACGAGUUUGUGUGGUGCACAUUUGCACAGGAAGUUCCUGAAAUGAUGGCUAGUCCGACAGAUGAUGGGUUAAGAAAAAGAGUAGGAACUAAGGAUGUAACAAAUGUAGAAGGAAAAGAUGAUAAGAGAGAUGUUACACUAGAACCUGUUUUAAGACCAGGUGGUCCUUCAGGAGAUUUUACAGAUGCAACAGGUUUUGAAUAUGAAGAUGAUGAAUAUUCUAGUGGUGAAGAAUCUGAUAUUGAAGACAAUGAUGAACCUAUUAUGCCAAUGAAACACAGAGAUCCUAAUCCAGAUCUACCUGAUACUGCUGUAUUACUGGAAACACCAGAAGGAUGUAAGGUGUAUGUUGUUGGUACAGCCCAUUUUAGUACACAGAGCCAGGAAGAUGUUUCUAGGGUAGUACAAGCUACCCAGCCAGAUGUGGUCAUGUUAGAAUUGUGCAAAAGCAGAAUGAAUGUCCUAGAAUUAGAUGAAAGUACUCUUUUAGAAGAAGCCAAAAAUAUCAACAUGGAAAAAAUACGUCUCACCAUCAAACAGAGUGGAGUAGUUCAAGGGGUAAUGAAUCUAUUAUUAUUGAGUAUGUCUGCACAUUUAACCAAAGAACUUGGUAUGGCACCAGGCGGUGAAUUCAGGCGAGCUUUUAGAGAGGCUCAGUUGGUACCUGGUUGUCGUCUGCAUCUUGGUGAUCGUCCUAUUCAUAUAACUUUGAAACGUGCCUUGGGUUCAUUAUCAGUAUGGCAGAAGCUCAUGCUUGCCUGGUAUAUACUCACUUCCAAAGAACCAAUCAGUAAGGAAGAGGUAGAGAAAUGUAAACAAAAAGAUAUAUUAGAACAGAUGUUAAAAGAUAUGACAGGAGAGUUCCCUGCCCUUACUCGAGUUUUUUUAGAUGAAAGAGAUGCCUUCCUUACUCAUUCAUUAAAAUAUGCUGCCAGACCCAUUCAUUCUUCCAGUUCUAUAAAUGGUUUUGUACCAUCAGUUGUAGUAGGUGUUGUAGGUAUAGGACAUGUUCCUGGUAUUGUCGCUAAUUGGUCUAAAGAACAAAAUAUACAAGAUAUUAUCACAAUUCCUCAACCAUCAACUUUGUCACGAAUUAUUAAAAUAACUGUAAAAAUAAGCUUCUUUGGACUUGUAACAUGGGGCUGUUAUCGUAUAAUUAAGGCUGUUAUAUAGACAUCAAGUCUAUAAAAUUACAUAUACCAACAUCUAGUCCAUUAAAUUACAGAUACCGGUAUACAAAAGAACAAUAAAUCAUGAAUCAAAAAAAGUACCCUUAAGUAGUGGAGUGAUUUUAUGUGGGUCAAAGAAUUUAUAGAAACUGUAUUUGGUAAUAUAAAUUUUAUCCUUAUGAUCUUGAGUACUGAACCAACUUUAUCUGUUACGUAAGUGUAAAGAAUUAAAGAUUUACUUUUGGACUUACAAAAGUAUAAUCGUCUGAAAAAGUAUUAAUAAAGUAUACAUUAGAGAUACUCAUCUUUUAUAUUGGUAUGAAAGAGGGUAAUAUAAUCAUGCAAUCCUAGAAAUUAUGUUAUUUUUUGUUGGUUUAUAUAGCUUCUUCUUCUUUUUAAAUUUGAAUUAUCUGUACUUAUACAGUAUUAUAAGAAUUAUUCCUUUCUUUUAAGUGGUUUGCAUACAUGUAUUAAUUAAUCUAUUUUCCUUGAGCAAUAACAUCAUAAUUUGUCGAUCUUAAAAUAUUACAGAGAAGGUUAAAAUAAAUAUACCGGUAUUUACUUUUGAAGAUGUAAGCCAAAUUAAGUGAUGGUUUAAACCACAUGUAAAUUUGUUGUAUAUAAGAAUGUUGAACAAGAUCACAAAUCAAAAUGAUUUUAUUUUAUAGUUUUAUUAUACUGUUUACAUUUCAUAACUAGUGGAUAUCUGAAACACUGUUAAUAUUCUUUUGAUAUCUCUAACAGUAGAGGCAACAAUAGCACCAUGUUUGUUCUUAAUUUCUCACUGACAGUGUUUAUCUGUGGUAUAGGUACAUGGUAUUUACAACUUAUAUCUAAAGUAUUUUGAGAAUGCUGUCUCUUCAUUGGAGAGGAGCACUUAAAUCAUAGCACAGAUUUCAACAUUCAACCAAUGAACAGGCUGUUUUCAUCAAAUACUUUAGUUGAAAAGUUUUCAUAAAUAGGGCAAUGGAUCGCCUCAUCUAUUUCACUUACAUUAUCUGUUAUAACUUUCAUAACCAUGUAUUGUUAUUAUAUUUCAUUUAACUCUUAUCAUAUGUAUAUCAUCAACAGUAUCAUUAUGUUUCAUUUUUGUUGUAUAGAUAAUAUUAUUUAAUGUGGCUGAUAUUGGAUUGGGAUUAUGGGUGAUGGUUGUGUUCAAAUAGUGAAUACAUGUAUUUCUUUUUAUUUAUUCUGCUAAGCAAUUAGAUUGAUUAAUAAAAACUGUCACAUUCAGUUUAAGUAAAAUUGUAUCAAAAAUAUUAUUGUGAGCUGUCACUCUUUAAAGCUGUUUUAUCUUUUAAGUUAAAGAGAUUCAAGUUUUUAUUAGAUAAGGAAAAUGAAUUUUGGUGUUGACUGUUGAGUGUAUAAAGUAAUUGUAAUAACACAUUCUUGUCCAAUAUAAAUUGUUGACAGCAACACUACCGAUAUAUUUGGAAUAACCUUCUCAACCUUCUUAUAAAGCAUGGUUUGGAAGAAAAUAUAAAGCUUUAUAAUGCACUGUAAGAAGCAGAUUAAAGGGUAUUUCCCGGAUUUUGCAGAACAUUGUAAAUAAAAGUGGGUUUAGGUAGGUAAAUCAAAUGCUAAGAUAUGAGAAUUUUGCCAUAUUACCGUGUCUGAAGGUUUCAAAAUAUGGAGAAGGUUGGAAAACAUUGGAUCUUUAUGUCACUGUAAUUAAACAGUAUAUGUUAGUGAAAGACUGCCCUCAUACAAUCUUUUACUUCAUGUUUCUUCCCUCAAAUCUAUCUUUCUCCUGUAUAACUUCAGACAGUAAGAUAUUGUUUUUUUUCCAUUUUCUGAUUGGUUCCGAAGAAACACUUUGGGGAUACUCGAUUUAACGUUCCGUAAUCAAGCCCAAAAAUGCUGAUUGCAUAAAAAAUAUCUCAACCAACCAUGACGGCUGAAAAGGAUACAUUGUAUUUAAUUAUGACACGAUUCUACUCACACCACCUCUGUUGUGGAGACUGGCAGAACUGUGACAGGACUGAAUUCUGUAUCACUCCAUUGCAGUUCUGUCAAUUCGGGACGAACUGAAAAUUGAGUAUCCCCUAUGAGGUAAAUCAAGGGAGGUAUGUAGCUUGUUGAACUGGGCUAAUAUCUAUUAUCAAGUAGCCUGGUUUUACUCUAUCUAAAUUUCAAAUAUUGGUAAUGUAUUAAAUUUGAUAAUUUUGUAGUUGUUAAGAUAAAUAAUAUAAGUUAAAUGAAAAUAUUACACAAAUUUAUGAUGACUAAUGAAGUUAAAAUGCUGUUAUUGUUAUGACAAUAUUUUUGGUCAAAUAGGUAUUUUUGGAACCCAUAUUUCAUUGUUGUUAUUUGUUUGUAGACAUUUCUUGCAAACAGUCUUUUUUUUUUCAACAAAUAAACGUUGUUAUU
Molecule: messenger RNA, 3586 nt
Organism: Patella vulgata (common limpet)
Lineage: Eukaryota; Metazoa; Mollusca; Gastropoda; Patellidae
Product: traB domain-containing protein
Exons: 9
Coding region: 90-1220 (376 amino acids)
Source: RefSeq, a predicted model, not a curated record